Neomonachus schauinslandi (Hawaiian monk seal) is the source of this 1021-nucleotide messenger RNA. RefSeq names its product zinc finger protein 706 (gene ZNF706). Lineage: Eukaryota; Metazoa; Chordata; Mammalia; Carnivora; Phocidae. The coding region runs from base 472 to 702 and encodes 76 amino acids. The transcript is spliced from 4 exons. The record is from RefSeq and is a predicted model, not a curated record.
CAGGUGGCUUGUUCGUUUGCAUUUCUGCUUUCAGAAAGGAAAUCAAUGCAGGGAGUUGUUAGAAGUUGGGGGCCUACCCCAUGCGUUUAGACUGUUGAUUCGAUUUCCUUUACCGGGUGUUAAGUUUUGUUUUAAAAAUAAGCGACCACAGUCUUUACUUAUUAAAGCUUUUAUGGUUUUGUUACUGUUAGAUGACAAUGGAAAAUGGGUUAAAUGUAUUGUGUAAUGUUAUAUUUUAGGAGAAGCCCUAAAUGGAAAAGUUAAAAAUAAUGUUGUGCAUCUCAUUACAUUGUACAGAUCACUGCAUGAAAAUGGUAUUGAAAUAGUUAAUAUCUUGUAAUUAUCAAAGAUACUUCUGGAAUUGGCAUAAAAUAAUUGAGGUUACCCACAAAAUCAGUGUUAGCAUGCGUAGCAGACAUUGUGUAGAAGAGCUCAGAAGCAUGAGAGGACUAAACUAUUCUCACAUAAGAUAUGGCUCGUGGACAGCAGAAGAUUCAGUCUCAGCAGAAAAAUGCCAAAAAGCAAGCUGGACAAAAGAAGAAACAAGGACAUGACCAAAAGGCUGCUGCCAAAGCUGCCUUAAUAUAUACCUGCACUGUUUGUAGGACACAAAUGCCAGACCCUAAGACCUUCAAGCAGCACUUUGAAAGCAAGCAUCCUAAGACUCCACUUCCUCCAGAAUUGGCUGAUGUUCAGGCAUAAAGUUGUUUACAGGUGAAUUCAUGACACCUUUGACUCUUCUACUGUCUCAGAACUUAGGUAACAAACCUGCAGCUGCUUUUCUAACAAACUGUUGAUCAGCAAAAAUAAAGGGGCUACAGAAACACUCAUUUUUAUGCUGUUCCCUUUUGGGCUUCAUGCAAAGACAAUUCUGUGUAAAUGUACAGUUGACUCUGAUUUGGAAAUCUGAAAAUCAGUCCAUCCUUGUUAUAAAAAAUUUUUUUACAAUUGUAAUUAUAUUGAUGUUCAUAUUGUGUAAAAUAACUCAUUUAAUAAAGUAGUAUUUGAUUUUACAACAUCA